Molecule: messenger RNA, 735 nt
Organism: Symbiodinium sp. CCMP2592
Lineage: Eukaryota; Dinophyceae; Suessiales; Symbiodiniaceae
Source: the annotation of a GenBank genome assembly
AUGAGAGCGGCUGGACACAGAUCUGUUCGUUUCGAUAUUAUGGAUGCUGAACAACGACCCGGCACCAAUUUUAUGGACCUGCAAACUGACGCUGGCUUUGCGCUCGCAAUCCUUUCUAUCUUGAAAUGCCACAAGGCAUUGGUUCACUUCGGCAUCAAAUGCAGCUCGUUCUGUGUGCUGAACAUGGGAACGUCCAAACGCUCGGCAUGCAACUCCAUUGGUUACACAGGGCAUGAAAGUGUAGCUUAUGCGAACAAGCUGCUAGAGAGGACAACUCUCCUGGUGAUGCUGUGCACCGCGAUGGAUGCCUGUUGGACAUUGGAGCAACCGGCUGGUAGCUUCCUUGAGUACUACCCAUGCUGGCGGUCUCUAAUGUUGGCUAUUCGGGGUGUCGGCGGCCCCUACGCAGUUUCCACUGUCCGCUUCUGGAUGGGCAACUAUGGGUCCAAAACUCCAAAGAGACAUUAUCUUGUCUCCAACACGACAGUGGCCUACUUGCUGGACCGAGGGCGCUUGAAGUGGGCCAUGCGCAAGGGUAUGUGUACCACUAAAACCGUCGAGAGGGCUAGGGACCAGAAAGGCCGGGUCAGGUACUGGGGCAACAAGAACCUCCGACAGACCCAGCUCCUUGCCUUUGACAAUAAACAUGAUAUAUUCAAGUUUGAAGUAGCGAACCCCGACAGUCCAAAGAUUACCCAGAAAGGUUAUGUGACCAUCUCCUAUAUAACCUCGUGA